This is a messenger RNA of Tribolium madens (black flour beetle), 940 nucleotides long. RefSeq names its product estradiol 17-beta-dehydrogenase 8. Bases 120 to 872 code for a protein of 250 amino acids. Gene Ontology annotation, molecular function: oxidoreductase activity, acting on the CH-OH group of donors, NAD or NADP as acceptor. The transcript is spliced from 4 exons. The record is from RefSeq and is a predicted model, not a curated record. NCBI's taxonomy places the organism in Eukaryota, Metazoa, Arthropoda, Insecta, Coleoptera, Tenebrionidae.
GUUGAACAAAGGCGCAUGCGCAUAACCUAAAACAUAACCUCAUACUUUUUUAUUUUUAUUAUGUAAAUAGUGAUGAUAAACAAUUUUAAUGUAGUGAUAACAGUGAUAAGACCAAUACAAUGGCCGGGAGUUUGGUUGGGAAAUUGGCUUUUGUGACAGGGGCUGGGUCGGGCAUUGGCCGGGCCACUUGUGGCAUUUUGGCCCGAGAAGGGGCUUCGGUGAUAGCAGCAGAUCGAAAUCUAACCAGUUGUAAGGACACUGUGACCAGCAUUGCUAAAGGGGGCUCCCAAAGUCACACCUCUUUAGAGCUAGAUGUAGGGGAGCAGAAAAGCAUUGAAAGUGCCUUAAAAUCAGUCCUCCAAGAGUACAAAAAACCACCUUCAAUCAUCGUCAAUUCUGCUGGUAUCACACGUGAUGAUUUUUUGGUAAAACUGACUGAAAAUAAUUUUGACGAUGUUAUCAGAAUUAAUUUAAAAGGCACGUUUAUGGUCAUUCAGACUUUCGCCAAGGCUAUAAUCGAGCAGGGGGUACAAGGGGGCUCCAUUAUAAACAUUGCCAGUACUUCGGGCAAAUAUGGAAAUUUGGGACAGGCCAAUUACAGUGCGAGUAAGGCCGGGGUUGAAGGUUUGACUAAAACAGCAGCUAAGGAAUUUGGGAAAUUUGGGAUUAGGGUGAAUUGUGUUUUACCAGGGAUGAUAGCAACACCUAUGACAGACGCAGUCCCUGAUAAAGUUAAGGAGAAGAGUCUUAAAUUUAUUCCUUUGGGCCGAUUUGGCAAACCUGAGGAGGUGGGCGAAGUUAUUGCGUUUUUGGCUUCCGAUAAAAGCUCCUAUGUUGAUGGGGCUACUAUUGACAUCACUGGGGGAAUUUAAACUGGUGUAAUUCAGUUGUUAUAAUACUAUACAGUUGUAUAUUUUUUUUUAUAAAUGUAUAAGCUUUA